Molecule: messenger RNA, 912 nt
Organism: Neohortaea acidophila
Lineage: Eukaryota; Fungi; Ascomycota; Dothideomycetes; Mycosphaerellales; Teratosphaeriaceae
Product: 6-O-methylguanine DNA methyltransferase
Exons: 1
Coding region: 1-912 (303 amino acids)
Biological process (GO): DNA repair
Molecular function (GO): methylated-DNA-[protein]-cysteine S-methyltransferase activity
Source: RefSeq, a predicted model, not a curated record
AUGAGAUACCACCCCGCCACCCUCCGAAACCACUGGACAUUAACCUACACUCAGACCCUUCCCGCCCUCGCGCGCGCCAAAGAUCCCGUCCAGCCGCACUGGCCCGUCCAUUUGGAUCACUGCUUCGCCCGCAUCAUCCUCGACAAUGCCGUCGGGAUCGAUCGCCCUUGGACGGAGGUUGUGAAAGCCCCGGCCGUGAAGCAUAUGAAUCCCACGCAGCUGAAGGAAGCGUGGUUGUUGGGGAGGAGGAUUUGUGAGGGGCGCGUGGAUUUGGGGGCGUUGAAUGAGAGGAGUUUGGAGUUGAGGGGGAAGGGGAGGGGUGCUGGGAAGAGGAAGGCGGAGGGGGAGGUUAGUAGUGCUGGAGGGAGUGGGAAGAAGAGGAGGACGGGGAAGGAUGGGACGGUUUCUUCUUAUUUCCUGCCUACGUCUCCCGCGAAGGCGAAAGCUUCUACCGAGCAGAAAGGAAGCACCGCCGAGCCCAACGAGGCCGACACUACGCACGAACAAGACACCGCCGACGAUCCCGUCGACAUCCCCGCCCAACUCCGCCGCAUCCAAGCCGCGCCCGAUCUGACCCCCUUCCGCAAACAAGCCCUCACCCUCCUCUGCCAAAUCCCGCGCGGCAGGUACUCCACCUACCAAGCCCUGUCCGACCACAUCACCGCCACCUCGCACCCGACGUGCGCGAGAGCGGUCGGCAGCGCCAUGCGCAACAACCCUUUCGCGCCGGAAGUGCCGUGUCAUCGUGUCCUGGCGAAUGAUGGCAGCUUAGGCGGGUUCAAGGGCGAGUGGGGCGAGGGAGGCAAGUUUGCGAGCAAGAAGCAUGAGCUGCUGUUUGAGGAGGGGGUGAGGUUUGAUUCUAGGGGAAAGGUGAAGGGGCCUGUCUUUAGGGAGUUUGGCGGCAGCGCUUGA